AUGAAACGUGUAUUAGCAUUUUCCAAACACUGUAACAGAGCAAUUCACCACCGUUGCGACACCCAACUCCAAACCGCAGGUCCCGUUGCAUCUCUCAUAAAAUCCCGUUCCGUCAUUCGAUUCCGAGGACCGGACACUAUCAAAUUCCUUCAGGGACUAUUGACCAACGAUAUACGCAAAUUCGGCGAACCUAUUGGCGAUAAAACCGCGAAUUUACCUACACCCAAUGUUCCCACCACCUCGGUUCCUCCUAUCUAUGCUGCCUUGUUAACCCCUCAAGGUAGAUUCCUCUAUGACCUCUUUCUCUAUAAACCACCAAGCUCUGAUACUAAGCUUAACAGGACCGGGACUGGACCUGCCUCAGAACCUGAUGAACCCUUUGAAUUAUUCGCUGAUGUCGAUGCUUCUCUUUUGGAUGAAUUGUUGGCAACUUUCACUAAAUACCGGUUGAGGUCGAAGGUUGAGAUUGAUAAUGUUGCUGGCGAAUUCUCGUGUUGGCAGCGUUAUGGUUCUGGGCCUCCUGAGAAUUCCUCGGAUGUAGAAGAACCAGAAGCAGCCUCGGUUGGGUGGGGUGCUGGUGAGGACGAGGCUGCAAUGUCCUCUUCUCGAGGGGGCAAUCUUGGCUGGCAAUGGUUUAAGGAUCCCAGGUUGACCUGUCUUGGUUUCAGAGGGAUCUUCCCAUCAAAUAUCAUUCCACCUCUAAUUGAAGCUGACAAAGAGACUGGUGAAGAGAAUUAUCUUAUGUGGAGAUUAGAGAAGGGAGUAGCAGAAGGAUCAACUGAGAUUCCAAAAGGUGAAGCAAUGCCGCUCGAGUAUAAUCUUGUAGGUCUUAAUGCAAUCAGCUUUGACAAAGGUUGCUAUGUGGGACAAGAACUGAUAGCUCGUACACACCACAGAGGGGUGAUUAGGAAGCGUAUAGUUCCUCUAAGGUUUCAAGAUAAUGAUGGAAAUGAAGUUGUAAACAAAGUCAUUCCUGGCUCAGAAGUAAUAAACACAGCAUCUGGAAAGAAAGCUGGUUUAGUGACUACUGCCUUGGGAUGUCGUGGGUUGGGACUCUUGCGGUUAGAGGAAGCUUUAAAGGGAUCUGCUGCCUUGUCCAUUAAAGGACAAGAGGGUGUGAAGGUUGUCGCAAGUAAACCAGAUUGGUGGCCUUCUGAUUGGGCUCAAGAUCUUCACCAGCACACUGCUUUUGCAUAG
This is a messenger RNA of Lathyrus sativus (Indian pea), 1197 nucleotides long. The record is from the annotation of a GenBank genome assembly. NCBI's taxonomy places the organism in Eukaryota, Viridiplantae, Streptophyta, Magnoliopsida, Fabales, Fabaceae.